Messenger RNA from Dermochelys coriacea (leatherback sea turtle), 2567 nucleotides. It is a transcript of the gene TMEM39A, whose product is annotated as transmembrane protein 39A. The record is from RefSeq and is a predicted model, not a curated record. Bases 499 to 2289 code for a protein of 596 amino acids. Gene Ontology annotation, biological process: negative regulation of autophagosome maturation; negative regulation of autophagosome assembly. Gene Ontology annotation, cellular component: endoplasmic reticulum membrane. The transcript is spliced from 11 exons. NCBI's taxonomy places the organism in Eukaryota, Metazoa, Chordata, Testudines, Dermochelyidae.
GCCCUCACUGCCACGUCUCUCCUGGGGAGCAGCCGCCGCCGCUGCAGCGGAGCGGGGGAAAGGGAGCGGGCAAAGGUGGAGAGAGGAGGCGUGCGGGGGGGCUGGGCUAGGUUCUCCCGCCCUCCCCACGGCUCCCCCUGGGGAGCUGCUGAACCCCCACCCCCUGCGGCUUGGCCCGGCUGGGCAGGUGGCUGCGCCCGCCUGUUUGGCCCUGGAGGGUGCUGGCAGGGUGGGUAGGUGCUAGGCGAGUCCCUCCCCCCCCCCCCCCCCGCGGGGUGGGGAGCCGGAGCCAGGCUGCCCGCCCGUGCCCCCCCCCCCCCGGGGCAACACGCCGCGGGCUGCUGCCAGGGCUGGGGAGGGCCCCCGGGCUCUGCCGCGGCAGCUGCUGGUGUUGGGGGAGGGGGCUAGAGUGUGGCUCUUUGUUGCUGCUUGUGUGAAGGGGACCCUCCUCCUGGCUGAUGUCUGAGCUGCACCGCUACCUCCUCCGUCUGCACUUCGAUGUUGAUUCCACGGGUACCACCUGUUGUGCAUCCCUGUGGGAGACAGGGGGAAGGGGCAUCAGGUCGGCAGUGCACAGCUUCACAGGCAUGGCAGCACUCUGGUCGUCAUCUCUGCUUAGCCAGAAAGCAGGGGCAUCCAAGUGGAGAAUCGAACUCACCUAGCUGGGAAGGCUUUUGGGUUGUUGUCUGGGUCUCAGGGCAGAGCCUGCUGGAGGCACUGGAAGUGGAUCGGUUCCUGGUCAUGCCCGGUGGAAGGAGGGGACCCAGUCGGCAGCAGUUAAGCCGUUCAGCUUUGCCUUCUCUCCAGACUUUGGUUGGUGGGAGCUGUGGCAACGGCACUGGUCUGAGAAACAGGAAUGGUAGUGCGAUCAGCCUCUCAGCUCCUCCCAUAACGGCCCUGAUCACCCCAGAACCUGUGCGUCACUGCCGGAUCCCUGACCUGCCACUGGACGGGAGCCUUCUCUUUGAAUUCCUCUUCUUCAUCUAUCUGCUAGUGGCGCUCUUUAUUCAGUACAUCAAUAUCUACAAGACUGUCUGGUGGUAUCCCUACAAUCACCCUGCCUCCUGCACCUCUCUGAAUUUUCACCUCAUUGAUUACCACCUGGCAGCGUUCAUCACGGUGAUGCUGGCACGGAGGCUGGUGUGGGCCCUCAUCUCCGAGUUCAACUUUAAAAGGCCCUAUUCUAGGAGUAACCUAGCACGAGGGUCAUCAACCUUCCGCCUGUGGAUAAUCCGCUGGCAGGCCUCUCAGGUGAGCGCAAAGUCAGUGAUUCACUACAUGGCACUGAUUAUGGCGCGCCUGGUGCUGCUCACACUGUGCGGUUGGGUGCUCUGCUGGACUCUGGUCAAUCUCUUCCACAGCCAUUCUGUGCUCAACCUCCUCUUCUUGGGCUACCCGUUCGGUGUCUACGUUCCCCUUUGCUGCUUUCACCAAGACAGCAGAGCGCAGCCCCUCCCAGCGGACUGCAGCUACCUGGUGCAGGAUCAGAUGGUGGAUGACGGGACCUCAGGCAUUGGCAGCCUGGUCAAACCCAAAGACUUCCUCUCGCUCCUGCGGGAGUCCCUGAAAGAACAGUUCAAUAACCCUAUGGCCAUCCCCACCCACAGUUGCCCCCUCUCCCCGGACCUCAUCCGCAAUGAGGUGGAGUGCCUGAAAGCGGACUUCAACCGCAGGAUCAAGGAGGUUCUCUUCAAUUCCCUCUUCAGUGCCUACUAUGUGGCCUUCCUGCCGUUGUGCUUCGUGAAGAGCACCCAGUACUACGACAUGCGUUGGUCCUGCGAGCACCUCAUCAUGGUGUGGAUCAAUGCCUUCGUUAUGCUCACUACGCAGCUGCUGCCCCCCAAGUACUGCGACCUGCUGCACAGAUCAGCUGCCCACCUGGGCAAGUGGCAGAAGCUAGAACAUGGCUCAUACAGCAACGCCCCACAGCACAUCUGGUCAGAAAGUACGAUCUGGCCACAGGGCGUGCUGGUGCGGCACAGUCGAUGCCUGUACAAGGCAGUAGGGCCUUAUAAUGUAGCAGUGCCUUCAGAUGUCUCCCACGCCCGCUUUUAUUUCCUCUUUCACCGUCCAUUACGGCUGCUCAAUCUGCUUAUCCUCAUCGAAGGCAGCGUCGUCUGCUACCAGCUGUACUCCCUGCUGCGCUCGGAGAAGUGGAACCACACCCUCUCCAUGGCCCUCAUCCUCUUCUGCAACUACUAUGUCUUAUUUAAGCUCCUUCGGGACCGGAUAGUAUUGGGCAGGGCCUACUCUUACCCCCUCAACAGCUACGGACUCAAGGCAUAUUAACCUGCCAGAUGCACCAAGGGGUGGGGGGGAAGGGGAGGGAAUCUCAGAAAACCUAUUUUCGUACAGUUCUAUUUUUUUCUUGCGCUGUUUAUAAAUAUUUAAGAUAUUUUAUAUUUUGUAUACUAUUGUUUUGUGGGGUGGGAAGGGGGCAAGUAGCAAUUAAAUGUUGCUUUAUAAACAAGGUGUUAUUUUAUAUAUAUAUAUAUAUAUAUAUAUCUAUAAAAUCAGUGUGUAUAUACCGUAUUAUCUAUAUCCAUACAUACAGUUAUGUGAAGCAA